CUCAAUUUAUUCAUUUCAAUUCGCAGCUGAAAGAAAUCCAAACAAUGGAGAGAGAGUGCAUGAGGAAGAAGAGAGAGAGUUUGGAGGAGAGAAGAAGCCCACUGCAAAAUCUCAAUGGCCUUCCAAUUCACAGACGCAAUACCAAAAACAUCUCCCCCAUUUCUUCGUCUUCCGCGCCUGCUGCUUCAAGAUCAUCGCUCUCUGUUAACAAUACAUCUUCUUCAACUCCAUUUUCUCAUUCUUCGAAAACCCAUUUUCACAAUAAACAAAACCCUCUUCCAAAAGCAGCAAAAUUCAAGCCCAAUGUUCCUACAUCAAGAAAGCCCUUUUUGCAGACAUCAAGAAAGGAUCUUGAUGCAAAACCCACUUGCAAGAAUCGGCAAAGAUCAAAACUUUCUCCUGUUCAUGGAAAAUCCGAGAAAGGGUCUCAAGAAUUCCAGAAAAAGAUGAAAAUUUCAGAUGAUUUAGUUUAUGAGGGAGGUGAAGCUGCAAAUGAUGUGAAAACACACCUGUUGAGUGAGGCAUCAUUGUCCCCUGAAAUUCAAUGCCAAUCCCAAUCUAGAAUGGUGGUUCUCAAAUCUGUUGGGACUCCUGUUUUAUACGGUGCUGGUCACCUCGUGUCGGGUAUCUCUGAUAGGCGAAAAUCGAAGCUCAAAGGCAGCCUUAAAUGAGGGCUGCAGGAAAGGGGGAUCAUUUUUCUGAUGAGAAUGCGAGUGGUGAUUUGCAGGUUCCUUUGCUUGCUGAGGCUUCUGUUAGGUGGCAUUUGUCUCCCUGUGACCUUAGGAAUAGGUUUGACCAAGAUAGGAAUGUAUGUGAUGAUGAUUCAGGCACUGCCGACUCGUUAUCUUGACCUUCGAUUUUGUGUGAUAAGAGUAGUUAUAGUGGUAAUGGUAGUGUAAGAAAUGUGGAGAUUGAUAGGAGUAAUGUAGCUGCUGUGCUCACAAAGAAUUUGGAAUGUAACAUGGAUGAAUCUCUUGCUUGUUUGAAUAGUGGAAAUAUGAUUCAGACACCGGAUUCAGAUUCCAGCUCAGGGAUGCGUUUUGGCAGGUCUAGGUUCGAGGUGAAUCUUAGCAACUCCUUUUGGCCAGAUUCAAUAACUGAACUGCUUGAGGGAGUGAAAUUAUCACCUAGAAAUGAGGUUUCAAUGUGGGGUGGUAUAUUUGUUCACCUCCCGUUUCUCUUGUUCCAACCCGGAUACAGAAAAAUGUAGACAGUGUUUCUUCUUGGGUAUCUGAUACUACUAGUGAUAAUCUUACCUUAUCUCAAAUGAGAAUAUCAUGGUGUGAAAUCGGCGGUGAAGUGGAUGAGUUUGACUCCUGCUAUCAGAUGAAGAGAUUGAUGGAGAUAAAGCUUGUACAGUUGUUGGUUCUGUUGAACAUGAGGAUGAUGGUUUUAGGAUAGGAAACGAGCUUUCCCCGGUGAUUCUUGACUACGAACCUUGCCUUCCUGCUGAAGGGAAGGGCAAGUCUUUCUCAACUGGAAGUAAUGCAUGAGCUGAGUCCAUAUGCACUGGCUUGCUUGCUUCUGAUGGUUCGGAUUGGAGUUAUUUCAACGUCGGAUAGAGCAGUAGAAAGUGAGUAUCUACUUUUUCUUGCUUUUGUGCAUUUAAAGUUGAUAGAAGAUAUUUGAGAAUAAGCUUUCAAUGUCAAUUUCGAAUAUGGAAUUAGAAGACAAUUACAUAGAAACAGAAGAUUUAAACUAUUAGCCUAUUUGUAGUGUGCAAGAAAUUUGUAAGAUGUUUGGAGUUGUGUU
Molecule: messenger RNA, 1752 nt
Organism: Salvia splendens (bonfire salvia)
Lineage: Eukaryota; Viridiplantae; Streptophyta; Magnoliopsida; Lamiales; Lamiaceae
Exons: 2
Coding region: 45-671 (208 amino acids)
Source: RefSeq, a predicted model, not a curated record